Molecule: messenger RNA, 483 nt
Organism: Eruca vesicaria subsp. sativa (arugula)
Lineage: Eukaryota; Viridiplantae; Streptophyta; Magnoliopsida; Brassicales; Brassicaceae
Source: the annotation of a GenBank genome assembly
AUGGCAACGAGAUCUUUCAUAAUAUCUAGUCUUGUCGUGACCCUAGUAAUCGCGUUGGGAUGGAACAUGGAAGAGAGUGCAGCGAGAGACGUGAAGCUAGUGAAACUCAGCGAUGUAAAACCCGAAACAUUGACAACGUUAAAAGUAGAAGAAGAAAAAGAACUAAUGGCCGACAAACUUAUAAAAGAGAUUGAGAAUGCAAAGAAGUUGCUGGGAGAGUUGAAAACGAUGAAGAAGGAAUCAAAGGGUGAUAUGAAAGAGGAGUUGGGUUCAUUGGUGACGUCUGAAUCGCUGCUAAACGAUAUUUCGGAUACUCUGAAGAACGGAACGUGCAACGCAAACAAAGCUACGAUAUUUGUAGAGAAAGAAUCGUUUUUCUACAGAGCAUGGAAGGAGAAUGCGUAUCACGCGGUGGUUCCUGAGAAGGAGAAAGAGUUUAUGUCUACCAUAAAGCGGAUUGUUAAGCUGUUGAAGAAAACUUAG